Molecule: messenger RNA, 282 nt
Organism: Macrosiphum euphorbiae (potato aphid)
Lineage: Eukaryota; Metazoa; Arthropoda; Insecta; Hemiptera; Aphididae
Source: the annotation of a GenBank genome assembly
AUGAAUAUAGUAAAAACAAAAGCCCGCAAUAAGAUGGGUACAAAAUUGUUGGACUCUAUCCUUACAAUUAAAUCGGGCCUAAGGAGAAGAAACACGUGCUGCUUAAAAUAUAAAUUUCCACCAGAUGUACUAAAAAAAAUUGGUACCUUACAGACUUAUAAUUCAAUUUCAAAUCCUAAUUUAGUUACUUCAACAAUGUAUGCUCCUAGUACAAGUAUUGGUAAUAAUGAUAUUGAAUAUCAAGAAGAAGAUCCCGAUGAUACAGAUGAAUUAUGGAUUUAA